UCGUCUCCUCAGAUGGUCAAACCCUAAAUAAGACCAGCAAUCCACCGUUAUCCCCUCUCGUCUCCGCCUCCGCUCCUCGUCCUCCUCCUCCCGGCAGCAUCACCAUCUUCUUCCUCCGAUCUCCUUCGCUAGCGCCGUCCUCCCGUGCACACUCCCAGACGUCCUCCUCCCCUACCCAUCGAUCCGCCCCCCGCCCGUCGAAUCCGUUCUCUCGCCGUCUUGGUACGUUCCUGUUUCAGUCACCGUCGCGUCCGUCCUCCGUGCUCAUGGGUUCCGCAAGCUCUUCCCUGAAUUCGGCCCUUCCCACUAGGUCAAGCUCGUUUUCCUUCGUCACUGGUGGAUGCGAUGCGUUUGCAAUCGUUGCCGCAAUUCGGCACGGUCUCUUUGGCAGGUUUCACCCCCAAUUCCUCCGCAGGGCGGCACGGUCUCUUGGCAGGUUUCGCCGCCCAAUUCCUCCACAGGGGAAGGAAAAGGAAGCGAGGCUGAAUUUUGAGAUUCAGGCUGCUUCGAAUCCGUAUGUGUUAGGGUUAGGGUCUUGACCUGUGCUGCAAGGCUAGUCUCUAGUUCUUGAGGGCUCUCCUUCCUUCUAAGUUAACCCCCGUCUGUUCAGCUGGUCCUUUCUGUGCUUACUGCUAAGAUCCUACCAAGGCUUUUGACUGAUUUGUAUGCUGCAUGUUGGUGAUCUGUUCAUCAUCUCACAAACAGGUCUUUGGGGAGUUCUGCUUAUUGGUUCCAUCUCGGUUCAUCAGUAAAUGUUGUUCUGGUGGUGCACCUCAACUAGUUUGUCGUGUUCUGCUCACGUGCAUGUUACAGUUAUCCCUGAAUCUUGAUCCUUGUCGCGUUUCGCCUAUUGAUCCUGUCACAUUAAUCACUGAAUCUAGUUCUUUGUCACCGGGUUAGAUAUGGUUCGAUGGUCAUACAGCAAUCACUAUGUCUAGCGAGUUGGGCUUCCGUUCGAUUUUUCUGAUGCCUCAUGACUGCAUGAUCUGUGCCAAUUCACAUGGUUUGCUCUGCGUAUGUUAUUCUCCUAUCUUUUAUUCCACUCAUACGCAUUGGUGAAUUACCAGAAGAUAUCAGCGGUUCCAUAAAAAAGUAUGUCUUGUCCUGUUGGUGCAUCUCGACUAAUUAUUUGUCGUGUUUUGCCUAGUGGGGCCAUCACAUUUAUCCUGGAAUCUAGUUCCUUGUCACGUUUUGCCUACCGUUUCUAUCACAUCCAUCACUGAAUCUAGUUCAUUCUCACCGGGUUGGAUAUCGGUUGACGGUUACACAACAAUUAUCAGCAUGUCAAGAGGGUUGGCCUUCGUCGGAAUUUUCACAUGCCUUGAAACUGUCACGACUUGUGCCAGUUCAUGUGGCUUGCUCUGUUCAGCUAAACCAUGAGGCAUUCCGGUAAGCGUACCAGCCAACACAGGGAUCAUGACAGAGAAGGGAGGGACGAAAAGAGGAGGCCAGCUGUCCACACCCAGGAAAAUUCCAGUAAUGACGAGUUGGUUGUUUACCGCAUACUCUGUCCAGACAAAGUGAUUGGUAGUGUCAUUGGCAAGAAUGGCAAGGUGAUAAAUUCUAUUCGACAACAGACAAAUGCCAAAGUCAAGGUUGUUGACCCUUACCCUGGUGCUGACAAAAGGGUUAUUUUGGUAUAUUGUCACGUCCAUCAUAGAGAUCUCACCCAUAGGGACAUAGACGUCGAUGAUGAUGAUGAUAGAGAGCCUGUUUGCGCAGCACAAAAUGCAUUACUCAAGGUACAUGAUGCAAUUGUUGAGGCUCUGGCCAUCAAUAGUGACUCUGAUGAUGAGGAAGCCAACAUUCUAGUACCAGCUAGUCAAGCUGCAAGUGUUAUAGGAAAAUCUGGAUCUGUCAUCAAGAGGCUUCGGUCAAUUUCAAAAUCAUCCAUUAAAGUUAGGCCAAAGGAUCCAAGCGAAGUUACACACUCGUGUGCUAUGAGUUUUGAUAAUUUUGUUCAGAUAACUGGUGAUGCUAGAGCUGUCAAGAAGGCACUGUUUGCAGUGUCAGCCAUCAUCUACAAAUCUCCAUCAAAAGAGAUCAUUCCCCUUGAAACAUCUGUUCAGGAACUCCCUCCAAGCAUUAUAAUUCCUUCAGAGCUUCCUGUCUAUCCAGCCAGUAACUUCUACUCACUGUCAGAUGGUGCCAUGCCUUCUGGACAUCCAAGUCUACCUAUCUUAGGGGCCCCACAUCAUGUUUCUCGUAUUCCUGAAUUUACUGUGCCUGCUGAUGCUCAUGGACGAUUGCCCAUUUACCAAUCUAUGGUUCCUGCUAUUCCUACUUAUAGCACCCCAAAAGGCUCAGGGGAUCUACUAUUGCGUGUUGUAUGCCCUGGUGACAAGAUUGGGCUGGUUAUUGGUAAAGGUGGGAUGACCAUAAAGAGUAUAAGGAAAGAGAGUGGUGCAAAUAUAGAUGUUGAUGAUGCAAAGAAUGACAGAGAGGAAAGUAUAAUCACCGUUACAUCCACUGAGGCCACUGAUGAUGUUAAGUCUGCAGCAGUGGAAGCUGUUCUGCUGCUUCAAGCCAAGAUAAACGAUGGCAUUGAAGAUAGAAUGCAUAUUCGACUUCUCGUUCCAGGCAAUGUUAUCGGCUGUCUUAUUGGCAAGGGUGGUUCAAUCGUCAAUGACAUGCGUAAUAAGUCUAAAGCAAUUAUCCACAUAUCAAAGGGCAGCAAGCCCCGCAGGGCAUCUUCCAGUGAUGAGCUUGUUGAGGUGUUCGGAGAAGUAGACAAGUUGCGUGAUGCUCUUGUUCAGAUAGUUCUGAGACUCCGGGAAGAUGUUCUGAAGGACAGUGUGGAGAGGCAAAAUUCUGACAAGGAUGGGAAGCGAACCAUUGCAAUUACCGAACCCAUGUAUUCAAGCAAUUUUUCGAUGCCUGCAUUAUUACCUUCCACUCGACAAGUCAGUCCAUUGAGCUAUGAUCAAAGGGGUGAAGUUGAGCGAGGUUUGGAUGUAUACCCUCGUAGCAGUUCGUAUAGAUACAGCUCCUUGCAGGCUGUAGAUGAUGGCUAUGGAGCACAUUCCUCGUAUACAUCGAAGUCAUAUGGAGGACGACGCCCGGAUAUUGAAAUGAUUAUUCCUGCUAGUGGCCUGUCGAAAGUAAUCGGGAAGCGUGGCACAAACUUGGACAAUAUUAGAAAGAUUUCUGGAGCUGACAUUGAAAUUAUUGAGUCAAAAUCAUCUCGUCAUGACCAUGUUGCUCAUAUAUCUGGCACCCCUGAGCAAAGGCAGUCGGCAGAGAAUUUGAUCAGAGCUUUCAUAAUGUCUACUUAAGGUUCUGGUUGUAGUUCGAAGGAAAGGAUAUAGCUGUGCGCCCAGUCUGUGCUAUUAUUAGACUUCUCCCAGAAAAUAACUUAUCCCAUCCCGUAAUUUCCUUAGCUUGGGAAAGUACAUGAAAAACAGUGUUUUGUGUCCCUGAAGUCUCCAAUGAACCUCAUACUUAUCUGGGGAAAGACAAGUCGCUCUUUAGGUUCUCAACCAUGGCUUAUUUGCUGUUGACUUGUUCGUGUUAUUUGGCAUGUUCUGACAUUCCUGCAAAUCUCAAUGACUGGUUCCUCUGCUUAGUACAUGUUAUUUCAUA
Brachypodium distachyon (stiff brome) is the source of this 3582-nucleotide messenger RNA. Its product is annotated as KH domain-containing protein At4g18375. Bases 1377 to 3275 code for a protein of 632 amino acids. Gene Ontology annotation, biological process: regulation of gene expression. Gene Ontology annotation, cellular component: nucleus; cytoplasm. The transcript has 8 exons. Lineage: Eukaryota; Viridiplantae; Streptophyta; Magnoliopsida; Poales; Poaceae. Gene Ontology annotation, molecular function: mRNA binding. The record is from RefSeq and is a predicted model, not a curated record.